AUGGCUACCCAUUACUUCCGCAUUACUCUUCUGGUCCUUUCAUUUCAAAUCAUACAAGAAACAUACGCAGCACCAAUAGACCCAAUUGGAGGAGAAUCCAUCAGCAGAUCACAGGCUUAUGAGAUCUUGAAGACAAUCGUACUUGGUUACCUGACACACAUUAUGACUAUCCGGCCAACGUCAGACACUGACCAAAUGAAUACCUUGUAUUGGCGUGCUACCUUUUUCGUGUACCCGACAAUAGGAAUUGGAACUGCUUUUAAGGCUAUAUUCAUAGCAUACGACGGUGAUAAGAUUCUUGGCAUCGACGAGGCCGACAAAUACAUUAAAGAAAUUGAUGAAAACAAAAAGCAACAUUGGAUUGAAGCUUGGGCGAGCGAUUGUUGGCUACCUUUAAAAGAAUUCUUUCUUAGCAAAUUUUCGACUCCGGGUAGCAAAUAUGAUAGCAGCGGAAAUCGGACAGAAGAAAAGGAAUCCUCCCGUGACGAUUUUAGAACAAAGGCAGCAGAAUUGAGAGACAAGAUUAAAAAAGAAGCCGAAAAAGACAAAGACUAUACUCAUAGGCCUGGAGAUAACGUAUUUUAUCUUGCGGCAAUCCUACACUUAAUGAAACCGAGGCAAGCGAGACGAGCAAAGCAUUGUAUUCUAAACAGCAGCAUCUACCUAGGACUAGAAGCGAAUGAAGCACAAGUUGAAAAGUAUAAAGACAAUAUAAUACCUUCUCAAAACAUGAGAAUAACCGGAACAGGAAUCGAAUCCACGUAUCAAGCCGGCAUAAAACCUUUCACGGUUCGUUAUCUCAGUGAAAAGAUGCUCGAUCAAAUACACACUGCUUAUUACCUGGACGCUACUUCAUACACAGAGAUAUGCAUCACCAUCGGCCAGCUUGUUUACACAGUCAUAGAGUGUAUUGAUACCCAAGGUGACAGAUGGGCCAAAGUUAUCAUGAUCAUAUACAUGACAAUGUCAGUUCUCCAGACUGUCUCGCUCUGGUGCCUUCACAAACAAAUCUCAGCUUUAACUAUUCUAUACGACGAGGAUAUCAACAUUGUAAUCUAUGAAAUUGGAGAUCUCCCCUCAGAAAGUGACAUUUUAAACCCGGAUUUAUAUGACAAAGAAGACGUUAUAGGCAUCCAAACUAGAAUUGGAAACAUAAGAAAUAGAAUGCCAAAUAGUUAUUAUAUGUCUAGUCAUGAAGAUACUAGUUCUAAUCGUGAAGAGGAUACUCCACCGAAAAACAGUGGACCACCACAGGAAAACAGUAAACCCCCGACUAUUCUUUACGAAGGUAGCUUCUUAGAGAAAAUAAUCCAAAAAGAAAAGAUUAUCAACAACAAUGGAUACAAGACAUAUAUAGAGUACCAUACAUACUCAUACAUUACCGCUGGAUGUGGAGGAAUGACCCUAUCGUUACUUGCUGGUAUCUGGGCGGGUUAUAACGUACACAGUGUGACCCAAUGGCUUGUGUUGGCAUGGAUUUUGAGUCCAGUGUUAUUAGUUCCCAUGUUUUAUCUCAAGAAUAGGCUUAAAAUCAGGAAAAAACCAAAAUUAGUUAUUAUAUUAUGGGGCAUCGUCUAUAUCUUUGGGUUUAUUGGUGCCGGAGAGUUUCACUUUUAUAUAUUCCCAUACAAGGAAUUAGCUAUGUCUCAUUAUAUAUUUCAGUCGCUUUAA
This is a messenger RNA of Phycomyces blakesleeanus NRRL 1555(-), 1671 nucleotides long. RefSeq lists its product as hypothetical. The record is from RefSeq and is a predicted model, not a curated record. The coding region runs from base 1 to 1671 and encodes 556 amino acids. The transcript is spliced from 4 exons. Lineage: Eukaryota; Fungi; Mucoromycota; Mucoromycetes; Mucorales; Phycomycetaceae.